CCGUAUUCACAUGUGACACUUUCUAGUGACUCGGAUACUAUCGCUACGCUUGCAUCCUUCGCGUGGGAUGUCGUUUGGAAACCGACGCAGCGUUCCCGACUCCAGGAAAACUUCCUUCGAAAACCUCGAUGUUUGAUUUCGCACGCCAAGGAUACAGCUACAGCCAGACCACAGACGAAGCGAAAGUUGGAAGCAGCUACAUCACUAGCGGGUAUCCAGAUGAAGCAAGGAGUGGUCAUGCUGUCCGUGUAUGCUCCUCGCAUUUCACCGAUAAUGUGUACCUGGAUGAGAACAUCAUGGAAGUGCAACUUGGAUUGACACAAAAAAGGAACGAAUUGAAACUUGACGCCGUUCCGACAGUGUUCCACGAAGAAAGCGAGCCAGCAACUUCGACACUGCAGGCAGUUCGACAGGGUCAAGCGCAAGUGAAGGACCAGGUGCUGCUGAUCAAGUCCCAUCCAUCCAUGAAACGGCAUCAAACAAUGUACGUGUGUGCACGGCAAUUUUGCCGAGAGACCUGGUUUUUACACGAAUGCCUUUACGACGCCUCUGACAAAUUAGGAUCUUCCAGAACAGUGCUUUCUUCAUCCAAGUUCAAGAAGUAAAGAGAAUGACUUCAUGGCUUCUACUGACAUCUCACAGCUACAUGCCAAGACAAAAUAACUUGACAGCAGGAAAUGAAAAGAAAAAAAAAAGGUCCGUUUCAGGUCCACCCAAAUCUUUGUGCAGAGGCUGACAACAACAACGCUAUUGUGAGAUGAUGAAUGAUGCUGAUGCAGCGUUGAGAUUAAGCCCUUGUUUCCUCUUUUGCAGUGCUGUACAUUACUGCUGGUUAAAUGUAAAAUGAUGCACCUACCUCCAGACAUUAAAGGGGCUACCAGAGAUGUAGUGUCAAUUCAACAGAAAA
Molecule: messenger RNA, 907 nt
Organism: Ornithodoros turicata
Lineage: Eukaryota; Metazoa; Arthropoda; Arachnida; Ixodida; Argasidae
Exons: 3
Coding region: 129-605 (158 amino acids)
Source: RefSeq, a predicted model, not a curated record